AUGGCGUUCACUUCGUCCUCGGACGCAGUCGUUCUUGCGAUCGGUCUUGUCCUUGCUGCGGUGUAUCUUUUCCGAGACCAGCUUUUUGCUGUGUCGAAGCCAAAGGCAGUUCCUAUUACCUCUAAAGCUACUUCCAAUGGCUCAGGUAACCCUCGGGAUUUUGUGGAGAAGAUGAAGCAAGGGAAAAAGCGCAUAGUCAUUUUCUACGGUUCACAGACAGGUACGGCUGAGGAAUACGCUAUCCGUCUCGCUAAGGAAGCGAAGACGAAGUUCGGUCUUGCCUCGCUCGUCUGUGACCCAGAGGAGUAUGACUUCGAGAAACUCGACCAGAUCCCCGAGGAUUGUUGCGCCUUCUUUGUUAUGGCUACGUAUGGUGAAGGAGAGCCGACCGAUAACGCCGUCCAGCUUUGCGAAAACCUGUCGGACGAAUCCUUUGAGUUCAGCAACGGCGAACGUAAAUUACCCGGACUUAAAUAUGUCGUGUUUGGUCUCGGUAACAGGACUUACGAGCACUAUAACCUUAUUGCUAGGAACGUCGACAGGGAUUUGCAGAAGUUGGGGGCAACGCGGAUUGGCGAACGAGGUGAGGGUGACGAUGACAAGAGCAUGGAAGAGGACUACCUUGAGUGGAAGGACGGCAUGUGGGAGGCUUUUGCCAAGGAGAUGAACGUCGAGGAGGGACAGGGUGGUGACACCCCAGAUUUCGCCGUCACUGAAGUUGAGGAUCACCCGCCAGAGAAGGUCUACCUCGGUGAAUUGUCCGCACGUGCUCUCACCAGGUCGAAGGGUAUCCAUGAUGCGAAGAACCCGUACCCUGCCCCUAUCAUCAUUGCGCGCGAACUCUUCGAAAACCAGGCCGACCGUAACUGCAUUCAUGUGGAGUUCAACACAGAGGGUUCUGGUAUCACCUACCAGCACGGUGACCAUGUAGGGAUCUGGCCAUCCAACUCUGAAAGCGAAGUUCAGCGGUUGCUUUGCGCUCUCGGCCUCUACGAGAAAAAGGACAAGGUCAUCAACAUAGACUCACUCGAUCCUGCCCUUGCGAAGGUGCCAUUCCCUGUCCCUACCACAUAUAUCACGGUUCUUCGUCACUACAUCGAUAUCAGUGCAGUUGCCGGUCGUCAGAUUCUUGGUGUCUUGUCCAAGUUCGCACCUACUCCCGAGGCUGAGUCUUUCUUGAAGACUCUCAACACAAACAAGGAGGCGUACUCGAAGAUUGUCGGCGACGGCUGCCUUAAACUUGGUGAAGUCCUGCAGCUCGCAGCAGAUAACGAUCUCGGUGCCGUCCCUACACCCGAGAACACCACAGCAUGGAAAAUCCCCUUCGACAUCAUCGUUUCCUCCAUCCCCCGCUUGCAACCUCGGUACUACUCCAUCUCUUCGAGCCCGAAGCUACACUCCAACUCUAUCCACGUCACUGUCGUUGUCCUCACUUACGAAUCAGUUGCUAGCGAGAAGGUGAAAAGCAAGUGGGUAUAUGGCGUCGGUUCCAACUUCCUGCUGAACCUCAAGUUCGCUGCGACCGGUGAGGAAUUCCUCGCGAUCACUGAUCCCGAUGGCCCCAAGCCAGCAGUUGUCACAACCCCCCAAUAUGCGGUUGAGGGACCUCGUGGUGCUUACAAGCUGGAGACUUUGUACAAGGCACCUAUCCAUGUUAGACGGUCCACGUUUAGACUGCCCACAAACCCCAAGAGCCCGGUGAUUAUGAUUGGGCCUGGUACUGGUGUCGCGCCUUUCCGCGGUUUCGUGCAGGAGCGUGUCGCCAUGGCUCGUCGUACCAUCGAGAAGAACGGUGUCGAGGGACUGGCAGACUGGGGCAGCAUCCGUCUGUACUUCGGCUGCCGCCGCUCGGACCAGGAUUUCUUGUACAAGGACGAAUGGUCCGAUUACAGCAAGGAGCUGCACGGCAAGUUCACGAUGCGCUGCGCCUUCUCGCGGGAGGUCUACAAGCCCGACGGCAGCAAGAUCUACGUGCAGGACCUGCUAUGGGAGGAUCACGAGCAGAUCGCCGAUGCGAUCCUGAAUGGCAAGGGCUACAUUUACGUCUGCGGCGAUGCGAAGAGCAUGAGCAAGGCUGUCGAGGAGACGCUCUGCAAGAUCUUGGGUGAGGCGAAGGGUGGACGCGCGGAGGUUGAGGGCGCUGCCGAAGUCAAGCUUCUGAAGGAGAGGAGCCGCAUGCUAUCUGACGUGUGGAGUUAG
Sparassis crispa is the source of this 2199-nucleotide messenger RNA. RefSeq names its product NADPH--cytochrome P450 reductase. Gene Ontology annotation, molecular function: flavin adenine dinucleotide binding; FMN binding; NADPH-hemoprotein reductase activity. Bases 1 to 2199 code for a protein of 732 amino acids. The transcript has 4 exons. The record is from RefSeq and is a predicted model, not a curated record. Gene Ontology annotation, cellular component: cytosol. NCBI's taxonomy places the organism in Eukaryota, Fungi, Basidiomycota, Agaricomycetes, Polyporales, Sparassidaceae.